AUGUGUCCGUUUGUCUCCACACAGUUCUCCUUCCAGAGCUGCAAGUUCCACAUCAAGCGGGAGAAGGAAGGGACGGGGCGAGUGGUGGCGUGGAGGUUGGGCGUAGCCAACAGUUACACGCUAGAGGCCACCUUCUGCGGUUCUACCAUCGGAAAUAAAAGCAAUAUCCAUUUCAACGUGGGAGAUCUGGAAGGUAUGGGCGCGCAGUUUUGCGACACACUGCUGGACUACUGUGACCCUGACGAAUCCAAGAGGAAAAAACAACUAAAAACCAAAAGAGAGAGAGGAAAUUCCUACUUGAUGAGGAAGGCCUUGGACAUGGAAAACAAACAGCAGCUUCCCCCAAAAGUCCAGCCUCCCAAGUCAGCGAUGCAGAUGGGAAGGCUACAGAGACAGGCUCCCCACUCCCCCUACCACAACGGCAGUGACCUGGACUCAGACCCCAACGCCAAGGUCCGAUGCAGAAGGAAUGAUGACUACGUUUCGGGCAGAGUCAGCGUGAAAGGUCACAACUUUACUGAGCUAAAGAUGCGGUCUGUCUGUGUGAAGUGA
Molecule: messenger RNA, 552 nt
Organism: Amblyraja radiata (thorny skate)
Lineage: Eukaryota; Metazoa; Chordata; Chondrichthyes; Rajiformes; Rajidae
Product: cytosolic carboxypeptidase 3-like
Exons: 5
Coding region: 1-552 (183 amino acids)
Source: RefSeq, a predicted model, not a curated record